AUGGGAAGUGAAGAGCCUCAAAUGUACAAUCAAAUUAUUUUUGUCAAAUUGGAUAAAUCACUACAAGAAAUUCUGUGGUGGAAAAGUUUGGAUGUGGCAACAAAGCUACCUUAUGCAAGAGACAGAGUUGUGGAGUGCUACUUUUGGAUGAUGGGAAUUUACUUUGAAUCUCAAUAUUCUUUUGCAAGAAUAAUAAUGGCAAAAUUACUUGCAAUUUUAUCCUUAUUGGAUGAUACUUAUGAUAACCAUGCUACAUUUGAAGAAGCUGAGAUUUUAACAGAAGCUAUCCAAAGGUGGGAUAUUAAGGCCAUCGAUGCUCUCCCAGAGUACAUGAAAAUAAUUUAUAGUACAUUACUAGAUCUCUACAAUGAAUAUGAAGAAAAUAUUGCAAAUGGACAAAAUUCACUUUACUCCCUGCAUUAUGCCAAGGAAGCAACGAAGAGAGUAGCGCGAGCCUACUUAGCUGAAGCCAAGUGGCGCGAGGAAGAUUAUACGCCAACAAUGGAGGAAUAUAUGGAAGUUUCACUUAUAAGUACUUGCUAUCCUUUGCUGGCAAUUAUUUCGUUUCUUGGCCUGGGGGAAAUUGCAACAGAAGAUGCCUAUGAGUGGGCUUCCAAAGACCAGGGCCGGCCUUAG
Messenger RNA from Mercurialis annua (annual mercury), 636 nucleotides. RefSeq names its product alpha-copaene synthase-like. Gene Ontology annotation, molecular function: terpene synthase activity; magnesium ion binding. The record is from RefSeq and is a predicted model, not a curated record. NCBI's taxonomy places the organism in Eukaryota, Viridiplantae, Streptophyta, Magnoliopsida, Malpighiales, Euphorbiaceae. The transcript is spliced from 5 exons. Bases 1 to 636 code for a protein of 211 amino acids.